AUGUACCAAGAUCUAGUUGACAAGCCCAUGCCCUUCAAAAUAGUUGAGUGUCAUAGGUAUAAUGAAAUGAAUGAAAAGAAGGUUUUAGAGGAAUACAUAACUCAACAAGAAUUACAAAAAUCCAACAGUAAUGCAGAUGAAGAUGGAGAACGGAUAUGGGACAGAAUCAAGACGGCGGUAGUCAAUAGUGCUAAUAAUUGCCUAGGAAUAAGAAAACAAGAAAAAAGAAAAGAAUGGUUUAAUGAUAGGUACAAGGAAGCAAUAGACAGAAGAAACCGCAUACGAGAAAAAACUAUCAAGGACCCAAGUGACAUAAAUAUGGAAAGAUAUAAAAAUACUAAAAAAGUAACCAAUAAAGUACUAAGAUGUGAAAAAAGAUUAGUGGAAAAAAGAAAGAUUGAGGAAAUUGAAGAAAAUAAAAAUAACUCCAGAAGAUUCUUUAGCAAAACUGCCAACAUUAAACAGGGAUAUAAACCGCAGACUAGGAUCCUAAGGAAUGAACUAGGUGAGUUAGUAACAAAAGAAGAAUCUGUAGUAGAAGAAUUUAAAAAACAUUUCGAAAGAUUACUAAAUAAAACACCACCAAUACCAACACAUGAAGAUAUACCUAUGCAAUAUAGUACAGCGGAACCAUAUAUUAAAACUCCAACAAAACAGGAAAUCUAUAACAUCAUAAAAGAACUUAAAAACAACAAAUUACCUGGAGAAAACAACAUAGUUGCGGAAUUAUUAAAAAAUGGAGGAAAUGCGAUUAAAGAUGAAAUUUGGAAAAUGAUUAAGGAAAUUUGGGAAACCGAAGUAAUGCCAGGAGAUUGGAACACGGCAAUACUAUGCCCAAUAUUUAAAAAAGGAGACACUUUAGACCCAAAAAAUUACAGAAGAAUCUCAUUAUUGGAUACUUGUUACAAGAUAUUGUCAACGCUCCUUUUGGAAAGAAUAACGCCAUAUGCAGAGGCCUUUGAGGUUAAUUCUGGAUUACGACAGGGAGAUGCCCUAUCCCCAACAUUGUUCAAUCUGGGACUAGAAAAAGUUAUUAGAGAAGCUUAUGAAGACAGAAGAAUGGAAGUUAUUGGUGAAGAAACUAUCUUAGCAUAUGCUGAUGAUAUAGUUCUUUUAGGGAAUACGCGAGAAGAAAUUUGCCACUCACUCUCUAAACUAAUAGAAGCCAGCAAAAACACGGGUUUAUGUAUCAACGAAGAAAAAACUAAACUUAUGAUACUAUCCAGAAGAAACGUAGAUCAAUCAAACCUGAAAGUGGGAUGUAUGAAUUUCGAAAAGGUGGAUAAUUUCAAAUACUUGGGUGUUAAUAUAAACAACAGCAACAACAUGCAUAAGGAGAUAAAGGAAAGAAUAUUAAAUGGAAAUAGGUGUUACUUCAGCAUAAACAAACUAUUGAGAUCAAAACUGCUAUCAAGAAAGUCUAAAACCACUUUGUACACAAGCUACCUUAGACCAGUAGUAACCUAUGGAUGUGAGACCUGGUCCACAACAAAAGAUGAUAAUAAAAAACUUGCUAUAUGGGAAAGAAAAAUACUAAAAAAUAUAUAUGGACCAGUGUACAACGACAACCUAGGAAUAUAUGAAAAAAGACACAAUGAAGAACUGUAUAACCUGUAUGGAAAACCAAAUAUACUCACAUAUAUAAGAUGUAAACGCCUAGAGUGGUUAGGACAUGUAUGGAGAGCGGAUGGAGAUUUAUUAAAGAAUGUUCUGAUACGAAAAAUAAAUAAAAAACGUCCACUUGGAAGACCAAGAACAAGAUGGAAAGACACAGCAGAAAAGGAUAUGAGACUAAUAGAUGAGGAUGCAACGUUAGACUGGACUUUGAACAGAGAAAAAUGGAGAGGCUUACUAGUGGCAGCGCAGGUCCUCAAUGGACCGUUAAGCUGUUGA
Molecule: messenger RNA, 1893 nt
Organism: Rhopalosiphum padi (bird cherry-oat aphid)
Lineage: Eukaryota; Metazoa; Arthropoda; Insecta; Hemiptera; Aphididae
Exons: 3
Coding region: 1-1893 (630 amino acids)
Source: RefSeq, a predicted model, not a curated record